CAGCGCACAGGAAGAAAUUGUGGUAAAAAGCGUCUACGUGUACCCAAAAUACAGAUUCCAACCCCAUUGGGGAUCGCUGCUCCAUCGAUCACCGAGGAAAGACGCAGCAACCGUUUCUCAAGGCAGGAGACAAUGGAAUCGCUGCGUCAACUGCUGAACGCUGCCGAGCACGGCCAUUCGGGUAACGUGAGCGCGUGUCUCGACCAGGCGACGGGUGUUCAUGUCGACUCGAGCGACGGAGAGGGUCUGACGCCUCUCAUCGUGGCGGCAGCGGCCGGCCACGAGCACGUCGUGCGACUUCUACUCAAGCGAAACGCGUCGGUCGACCAGCAGAGUCUCUACGGAUGGACGGCUCUGAUGCAGUCGGCGUUCUACGGUCAUCUGCCUAUUGUUGGACUGCUCGUUCAGAACAGAGCGAAUCCGAAUUUGAGGAACGUGUUUGGUGCGUCUGCUCUCUCUGCGGCGUGUAGGAACGGUCACGUGGCUAUUGCGACUCUUUUGCUCGAUGCCGGAGCCGACGUGAACGAGUAUUCGAGCCACAACGCGGAUACAGCCACUCCGCUGAUGCUCGCCGCGCAGCAGGGUCACGACGAUUUGGUGAGGCUUUUGCUCGAGCGAGGAGCGAGCGUGAAUGUGGCCAUGACUGGAACCGGAUGGACGGCUCUGAUGUUGGCCGCGCUGAUGAAUGAUCUUGUGGUGUGUCAGACACUCAUCGAUGUUGGAGGGGCCGACACCGAGAUGGUCACUUGUGUGAAGCUCACCGCGUUGGAUAUUGCUGUGUCACAGGGAAAUGGAGAGGUGGAGCGCUAUUUGGAGACCAGGACUCUUGCAAAACGGAAACAACCAGUGAGAGCAGUCCACAUUGAUAUAUUUGAGGCCAGUAAAGGGGGUCACGUGAAACGAAUGAGAGAGAUACUCGGUGCCGAUCCGGAUCAGGCGAAUCUUGUGGACGAUGACGGAGCCACGCCCUUGAUGUUCUCAGCGAUGAAAGGUCACGUGGAGAUCACAGAGAUGUUGAUUGAAGCUGGAGCCAACAUCAACGCUCAAGAUGCUAUCAGUGGUUGGACUGCUCUAAUGCAAGCUGUAUACUAUGGGAGAAAAUUAGUGGCACGUCUACUCAUAAAUCACAGAGCCGAUGUUUUCAUUCAAGCAAAGGAGGGACACACUGCAUUCGAUCUGGCAUCUAUUAUCGGUGAUACCGAGGUCGUACGAAUUUUGGCAGCUGUGAGCAUGAAAGUACCAAGUAAUAGUAUUGGUAAUCGUAGUCCACAGCACCCGAAUCGCAUUGCACAUAGAAAGCGGCAACGAUCGGUACCCAAGCAGCACAUCACAGUUCUUGACAGCUCGGACGAUGGCACAUUGCUUGUGAAUGGCGAUGAUAAAGGGUCUCAAACACGAUUUCAACAUUGGUGGUCGCGAAUGUCGAGUCGUUUUCGUAAACUCAAACUUGGUCGGAAUCCACCGUCGUCGAAGCAUAUCAACACUAGUGCAGCAGUGGCUUAUGCUGGUCAAUUGGAUGGAGUGGCCGUUUCAGGAGCUCGAGUAUCGAGUAGCAGCUUUAGUCAGUCUAGUCGCAAGAGCAGCAAAUCGAGUGGACAUGAGAGAAAAGUUAGUGGCGGAUCGCACUCAAGGAAGAGUGAGAAAGAUUUUGCUAAUUCGAGUGGCAGCGAGGCUGACUCAGAUGGACGGAGUGCAUCUGCUUCUUAUACGAGAAAGCAUUCCGGUACCGAGCUUGAUUCAAGAGACGGCAGACGCUACAAAGGCUUGGCUCGGCACAUACCAACUGCAAAACAACUUCCGGAGGACGUUCUCGCGCCGAUCAUUCCUCCGUUUUUGCCAGCACCGGCGUUUGAGAUAUCGGCAAGCGGACACGGCGACAACAGCUUGAAGAUCAAGCUACAACGUCCGUCGCGACGUUCAAUAACAUCCGAGGGAGAGUACAAACGGUUAAAGGGCAUGGUUCGACCGUCCAGAUAUCCACGUAGUUCGUCGAAUACAAGCUCGAUCAUCUCGUCUACACAAACUCCGGUGACACACGCGUCUUCCGGCUUCGGGCUAUUACAAGCUCACGGCAAUUUCAGUGAUCCCAAUAACAGUGGAAACAGUGGGGCCGAUAGUUCUACUCUUACGGUUGAGAGUGUGACCUCGCCUGCUACAUCACGGUUUCACGAUGCUGUCUUUAUGGGACCGAGAAUUGCCUCUCGAUCGUCGGUCAGUGGUCCAUAUCCAGUUUCCCACGCUCGCUUUCUUUCGGCUUUGGCUUCUAAUCACUCCCCGGGAUCGUCGAUGAGUUCUACGUUGGUUGCGUCGUCGUCUGCUCAGCAGCGACUCGUUCGAGGUUCGCGUGUUCCGUUGGCUAAUUCGGUCUACAGUUCCGACACGGAGUCAACACUCGUGGCUCAGCAGCAGGUCGCUCACGUGCCGGGUGGCUUUGCAAAGAGAUAUAGUUCCUCAUCGAGUGCAACGUCAAAGAAAGAAGAAGAAGAGUUAGGCUCGAUACUAAAACGACUGUCACUGGAAAAAUAUACAUCAAUAUUUGAAGAGCAAGAGGUCGACAUGGAGGCUUUCCUGACACUUUCAGAUGGCGACCUGAAAGAGUUAGGGAUCUCGAGCACCGAACCACGGCGUCAGAUUCUUGAGGCUAUUGCUCGUCUCAAGAACGAGAAAGGUCGAGAGCGUAAACAACUAAACGAAACGAUAAAAUCGUAUCGGAAAAUGUCGGCGGGUACCGGGCCUCGGAGUCCACUGUUUGAAGCCGGUCUCGGUUGGUAACGCACAGGCAGACAUUAUGUGUACAGUUUUAUUACAUCUGUAAGUAUGUAAAUGUUUGUACCUUGGCAGUGAGACUAAACUCAAAACGUGACUUUAAUAAUAUGGAAACAAAUUGUAUUACUUAAUUAUGUAUGUGGCUCUUAUUCUGGGACACGAGGCUAGAAA
Molecule: messenger RNA, 2937 nt
Organism: Corticium candelabrum
Lineage: Eukaryota; Metazoa; Porifera; Homoscleromorpha; Homosclerophorida; Plakinidae
Product: ankyrin repeat and SAM domain-containing protein 6-like
Exons: 14
Coding region: 133-2772 (879 amino acids)
Biological process (GO): innate immune response
Cellular component (GO): cytoplasm
Molecular function (GO): protein binding
Source: RefSeq, a predicted model, not a curated record